Molecule: messenger RNA, 717 nt
Organism: Brachypodium distachyon (stiff brome)
Lineage: Eukaryota; Viridiplantae; Streptophyta; Magnoliopsida; Poales; Poaceae
Product: (DL)-glycerol-3-phosphatase 1, mitochondrial
Exons: 6
Coding region: 1-717 (238 amino acids)
Biological process (GO): glycerol biosynthetic process
Molecular function (GO): sn-glycerol 3-phosphatase activity
Source: RefSeq, a predicted model, not a curated record
AUGGCAUCAGUGGAGGCAGCUCCAAGCCCAAGGGCCACCAUCUCGCACGUCAUCUUCGACAUGGACGGCCUCCUCCUCGACACGGAGGGGUUCUACUCGAAGGCGCAGGAGAAGAUCCUGGCGAGGUACGGCAAGGUGUUGGACUGGUCUGUCAAGGCCAAGAUGCUGGGCAAGAGGGCCAUGGAGUCGGCGUGCCUCUUUAUCGACGGGUACGUCCUCACCGGCCUGCUCACCCCGGAGCAGUUCCUUGAGGAGCGCGAGAGCAUGCUGCAGGAGCUAUUACCCUCCUGCACUGUCUUGCCUGGGGUGCUACGCUUGAUUCAUCAUCUUCAUGCAAAUGGAAUACCUAUCUGUGUUGCGACAGGAUCCCAUAAACGUCAUUUUGCACUGAAGACACGGAACCACCAGGAAAUGUUUGCCCUCAUGCAUCACAUAGUCAUGGGGGAUGAUCCAGAGGUGAAGGCUGCCAAGCCAUCUCCUGAUAUUUUUCUUGCUGCCAUGAGGAGGUUUGAGGGCAAUGUAGAUCCCAGCAAGUGUCUGGCUUUUGAGGAUGCACCAUCAGGUGUAGGAGCAGCUAAGAAUGCUGGAAUGUACGCGGUGAUGGUCCCAAAUCCGAGGCUGGAUGUUUCCUAUCACAAAGAAGCCGACCAAGUUCUCAGGUCCCUGUUGGAUUUCAAACUGGCCGAAUGGGGCUUGCCACCUUUUAAAGAGGAGUGA